AUGAAUACAGAGUCAUCUCCAUGUACACCGGAAGAUCCUUUUAAUGCUUCGUCAAGUGAAGAUUCUCUAUAUUGUCCUAGUAGUGACGAAGAUAGCUGCUCAGAUGUUGAUGAGAAUCCAGCACCGAAGAAGACUAAGAAACCUAAUAUAAACAAAAGCUCAACCCAGAUGAAGAUUACUACUGAUUAUGUUAAUUCGCCCUCUAUUGGAGUGUAUGAUACAGCUAAAGAUAACGAAUACGAUUUAAAUGUACCGAAUACUUCAAGCAGUAGACAGUUGAUUACUACUAAAACGAUGGAUAAAGACCAAGACUUAUGUAACAAUUCAAGGUUACCGAGUACUUUAAGUUGUACAAAACCAAUUAAAACACCAUAUAAGAGAAAACCGGAUCAUUGUUAUUAUUGCGAAACUAAGGUUCUAAAUUUCGGCCGCCAUGUGAUACGGAACCAUUCAAACGAAAUAGAUGUAGCAAGAAUUUUAGCAAAGCCCGUUAAAAGUAAAGAAAGAAAAGAGCUAUUCAAUGACCUUAGAAGAAAGGGAAAUUAUUUGGCCGACGGUGGCACUUGUUUUAAGCCUGUUAGGGAGGGUUAUGUACCAGAGAGAGAUAAAGUACCUUGUAACAACUGUUUAGGGUAUUUUUCCUCGAAACUUUUAUACAGACAUAAGAAAAAAUGUGUAAAGAAAGAUUCUGGUAGCUCUCAAAAUAGCAAACAGUUAAAACUAUUCCAUAAUGCUAAAGUAGAUCAACGACUGAAAGAGGAAGUAUUCCCGCAUAUGAGAGCGGACAAGUUGUCUUUGGAAGCUCAAAAAGAUCCACUUAUUUGCGAGUUCGGAGCUAAGUACUUAAAAACGCACCGUGAAAAACAUUUUAUUUACGUAACAUCACGCAAAAUGAGAGAACUUUCUAAAAUCCUUUUGGAAAUAAGAAAGUUGGAUCCAUCCAUAACCACAUUCAUUUCAGCUUUGAAGCCAAAGUAUUUCGACAUUUUCGUGGAAGCCACAAAACGAAUUGCCAAAUAUGAUUCGGAACGAGAUGUUUAUCUGUCUCCAACUUUCGCCAUGAAUAUUGUUACGUCUUUGAAACAGUGUUGCGAUAUUGCAAUUACUUUUAUUUACACUAAAAAUAAAGGUACCACUUUAUCUACUGCGGAAAUAGAGGCGGACUUGAAAACGUUGAUUCGUCUUUUUGAAACUAAUUGGAGUUGUGAGAUUUCUUCACAUGCCAGUUACAACCUUAAUCUUAACAAAUGGAACAAUGUAACCAUUGUACCUCUUGCCAGUGAUUUGCGUUUAUUAAGGAAUCAUCUCAUCGACUUAACUGGAGAAUCUUUAAGAGUCCUAAUUAAAGGAGCUGAGGAUAUGAAAUAUAUCAUAGAAGAUGAUAUCGAUCAUCAGCAAUAUCAAAAAAAGUCUGAUACAAUUCAAGCAUUUAAUAAUCUGAUGGAAACUAUUUAUUGUAGAGUCAUUUUAUUAAAUCGAAAACGUUCUGGAGAACUACAACGAAUGUAUUUACAUACAUAUCUGAAUACAUCAAACCAUACUCAAAAAUAUGAGGAAUUUGACAAUGUAGUCUCUCUACCCGAAAAAAUUCUCCUAAAAUCAUUGAAGAGAGUAGUUAUCCGAGGUAAACGAGGCAAAGGGGUUCCAGUUUUAUUUCAUUCUGACAUACAAGACAAUAUCAAAAAAAUGUUAGAAGUUAGACACCAUUUUGUGCCCAUAAAUAACCCAUAUCUUUUCGCAAUGGCGAAUUCAAAUUCACAUUUAAUAGGUUAUAAAGUGUUAGCCAAACAUGCUAAAUUAUGUGGAGCACAAAACCCAUCAUCAAUUACGUCAACCCGACUGCGCAAACAUCUUGCAACUUUAUCGCAAUUAUUCAACUUAUCAGAUGGGGAAAUAGAACAGUUGGCGACAUUUAUGGGACACACAAGUGGUGUUCACAGAAAUUCCUAUCGACUACCCGAUGAUGUUUAUCAAACGGCGAAGAUAUCUAAACUGUUGAUGGUAAUGGAAAAAGGAGGAGCAGAUCAAUAUAAAGGGAAAUCUAUUGAUGAAAUAAACAUUGAUAUGGAAAAAAAUCUUCUAAGUAACCGAGAUUCUGAUAAUGAUAGUGACGAGAUGAAAAUCCAAUAAUAAGGGAACUGUUGUCAAAGCCAUCUGCUCAAGAUUUUGUUCCAACAAACAACGUUGAUGGGAAACCUGUUGCAGGGACUAAAAAGAAAAAAACUCGUAAACUGGUUCCUUGGACAGAUGACCAAAAAAAAGUCACACUAAACUAUUUUAAAGAUCAUAUUAAAACUAAGAAGCCCCCUAAAAGAUUUGAAUGUGAAGGUCUGAAAACAAAAUAUGAAAAAAUUCUAAACAACAAAGAUUGGCUAAAAUACAUUUGAAAAAUAAUGAACUUCUUAAUUUUCUUAAUAGCGGAAAAAAAGUAUUUGUUUAUUUUAGUUGUCGAAAAAGCUUUACAGAGCGUGUUUCAACUGAGAUAAGAAAACUUGAACUUUGUGAAAAAGAAUCUCUUAGCAACGCCAGAAUAUUUCUGUUGUUACUUCCCAUCAUACGAAGAAUAAAUUACUUGACCUUAUUAAGAAUAAAAGAGAUUAAUCUCUUCUUUUGAGGAU
Diorhabda sublineata is the source of this 2618-nucleotide messenger RNA. RefSeq lists its product as uncharacterized. The record is from RefSeq and is a predicted model, not a curated record. The transcript is spliced from 2 exons. The coding region runs from base 1 to 2130 and encodes 709 amino acids. Lineage: Eukaryota; Metazoa; Arthropoda; Insecta; Coleoptera; Chrysomelidae.